This is a messenger RNA of Moneuplotes crassus, 1482 nucleotides long. The record is from the annotation of a GenBank genome assembly. NCBI's taxonomy places the organism in Eukaryota, Ciliophora, Spirotrichea, Euplotida, Euplotidae.
AUGCUGGCCGCUAACAGACUAACAGGGUGCUUCAGAGUUAUCCAAAGAAGCUAUAGAUAUUUUUCUAGACUAGAAAAGAUUCGAAUAGACACUAGACUGUCUAGCAUAGUCCCAAUGGAAACUCCUCAUCAAGACAUGGAGAUACUUCAGAGUGACAAGGCAACCAGCUUGAAACUUAAGAUGAUCGAGGAAAUUAAGGAAAAAGGACCAAUGAGCAUUGCAAGGUUUAUGCAUCUCUGUCUUGCUGAUCCUCAAUAUGGAUAUUAUACUACGAAGGAUGUCAUUUUUAAUAAAGGUGGCGAUUUUACCACCUCUCCAGAGAUUAGCCAAAUGUUCGGAGAGAUAGUUGCUAUAUGGUAUGUAGCGGCAAUGCAGAAAUAUACGAACCUGAAGCAUUGUAACUUUGUAGAAUUCGGCCCAGGAAAAGCGACUUUGAUGUGAGACAUGCUUAGAUCCUUCUCCCAGCUAAAUGUUCUGAGCAACAUGACAUUUAAUUUAAUUGAAAUAUCUGAGAAUUUGCAAGAAGUCCAGAGAGAUAAUAUCAUUAAAACUCUCAAGAACAGAGGUAUUUAUGUUUCGAUAGACAUGGAAACCCAGAACUUGUAUGAAGAUUCCUUAAACAUCCACUUUAAAUGGAGUGAAAAUAUUGAUAAGAUCAAGGAGGAAGAAGCCAAGAAACUUAAAGAAAUAUCGGACAAUGCUAAAGCUAGCUUUCUCAGUUUGAGGAGAGCUAUUAAAAAUGAAAAUCCAUACUUCAUUAUGGCUCAUGAAUUUUUCGAUGCUAUUCCUGUUUACCAAUUCAUUUAUGAUGAAUACAGAGGAUGGUUAGAGAGAGUCGUAGAUAUAGAUAAAAAUAAGAAAAACCAGCUUGACAUUGUGGAGUCAGAGAAGCCCACACCAAACGUAAAGAAAUUGUUGCAACCUGAAAAGACUUUUAAUACUCAAGAAAUGAGAGACUCGCUAAAGACAGGAGAUAUGAUAGAAAUUAGUCCGCAAUCUCAGAAUAUCAUGACAGAUAUUGCGGAACUUAUUAGCAUUACUAAAGGAGCUGGGCUCAUUAUUGAUUAUGGAGAAGAUCAGGCACUAACUCACUCUGUCAGAGCGAUUAAAAAACAUAAAUAUCUUAGCGAGCAAGAAAUGCUUCGCCAACCGGGGAAAGCAGAUGUUAGCGCAUAUGUUAACUUUAGGGCUCUAAGGGAUAUUUCUGAGAGAGUCCCUGGUUGAAUUGCAAAAGAGCCUAUGCCUCAGGGAGCUUUCUUAGAAUCCCUUGGAAUGGGGCUUCGGUUGCAAGCUCUUGCUAAAGGAAGCCAAGGAAGACCAAAUUCAAAAAAAAUAAUUAAGAGUCUUGAGGAUGAAUAUCUUCGUCUGGUUCAUCCGGACCAGAUGGGAGAAAUCUACAAAGUUCUUUUUAUAGGCAACAAGCAUAUUGGAGAAAUCUUUCCUUUCAACACAUCUGAAAGUGUCAAGGAUGAAUAUGAGUAA